UAAGUCACCCGCCGUCUUGAAAGGUGACAAUAAGAUGCAUUUCAUAUAAAGCAGUAAACUAAAAACAAACGGACACCAACGCCAUUCGAUUCCGUUCAACUUAUAGUGAUUUUUUUUUUUAGUAACAAAUCCUACAUCGAGCAAACCAAAGCGGGUCCGGACACAGAGAAAGCCUGAGUGACAAACUGUCGGUGUGACGCCUAGCUAAACUUUUCUGCGAAGUUCAACUUGAAAAAAAAAAAAGGGUCUCUGACAUGGAGAGAAAGCAGAACAAGGUGACGAUCAAGUGGUUACGAACUGCGCGUGGUUCUGCCACAACUUCUUCAAACAGUAAUGCUGGCUUACACACACCUGCUCGCUGGAAGAUGUCGCCUGUUGAAAACUUGAAGACUCCAUCCCCGGGACUUACCAGCUCUGCUGGAUCCACUCGAUCUGUCGGAUCUACGGGAUCUACAGGAUCUGCAGGCCUUGACGCACUCAGCCUGGACACCCCUAAAAGAAAAGCGGAGGUGCUUGAGGGGAAUGGUCCUUCUGUAGGAAGAAUGAAAAUGAGGAAGCUCUACAGAAAGCGUUUUGAAGAAUUCACCCCCUCCAUGGCCACACCUAUGCAGAACACAUCGGAGACAGAACCCACAAAGAGACAGGAAACAUCAACUCCUACAUCUCACACUUUCAUUUUGAAGAAGAAAGACAGAACACCAGAGGCAGGAACACAGGCUAUCAUCAGGAAGGCCUUUAUUGACACCUUUGGCAAAGGAGUGAAGAGGCACUCCUCCAGUAGCUGCAGCACCAACAGCAGCCCUCUUUUAUCUGCCCAGCCUUCACCAGUGAUGACUGAAAUGCCCAGUUCUGCACCAGCUGACAGAGCAUUGUUGGACUUUGACUGCUGCUCACCCCAGCCUGAGAGUAAGACCAAGGACGACACUCCUGUCCCAGGAGAUCGCUGGUUCUGCCCACUGGUCUUCAUGGACACAGAAAGCCAACGUGACAGCACAGACCAUAAAAUAGAUGAGAGGAAUUUUGUGCUGAAAGGAGAGGAUUCCCCUGAGUGGAGUGAUACUGAGGACCCUGUGUUAAUAGAGGCAAACUCCCAAGAUGACUUUUGUGCUCCAGAAAAGGAAUCAGACACUCUGGUCAGUGACUCUUGGCUCCCGGAACUGGAGUAUGUUUCAGAUCCUGUGCCCAGGUUCAUGAAAUUUGAGAACCACAGCUAUGGCCGCCAAAGCCAAGGUCGCUGUCGGGUCAAUACCCAGGGAAUUACAACUCCCUCUCUCACCUCUCCACACAAUGAUGGACCCACUGGUGUUUCCCAGGCAACUGCUGAGGACAUCCAGUUGCCUUUUCCACAGACACGGAGGACAGUCUUUGUUUCAUCAGAGCAGCAACCAGAAGAUAAGCUGGUGAGCACUCCCAGUCCCGACAAUGUUCCUUCCAGGGCAUCCAGGGUUGACACAGAGGACCGCAACCCUACUAGCUUUACAUCCCCCUCACCAGACCAUUUUGCUCUGCCCAUACACUCAAACAGAAGGGUAUCAUCCACAUCAAAGGUCCCCAGUUUGUGCUCCAAUCUGUUUUCUCCCCUCUACCCCUGCUUGGACUUUAUAAGACCCCGCAGGUACUCAGAUGCUGGCUAUGACAUGCGUUACCCCUCCACCCCUUCUAGUAAAUGUGGCAAUCCUAAAAGAAGAAUAUCCCUGGGGGCCGAACCAAUAUGGACCAAAGACCCCUCCCUUGAUAGCCGUGCUGGUUUCAUAGACACACAUUGUCACCUGGACAUGCUCUACAAUAAGCUGGGCUACCGCGGGACAUUUCAGCGUUUCCGCAGUCUGCACCAGACGAGCUUUCCACCAGAGUUUCAUGGCUGCAUCGCUGACUUCUGCAACCCACGGAUCAUGGUGAAGGAGGCAUUGUGGGAAGGGUUGCUGGCUGAAGACUUGGUAUGGGGGGCGUUUGGGUGCCACCCCCACUUUGCCAAAGAGUAUUCAGAUGUCCACGAGCGCAGCAUAUUGAAAGCCAUGCGACAUCCAAAAGCUGUGGCCUUUGGUGAGAUUGGUCUGGACUACUCCCACAAAAACAACACCAGCUCCUCCAAGCAAAAGGAGGUGUUUGAACGCCAGCUGCGCUUGGCUGUGGCCAUGCAGAAACCUCUGGUAAUCCACUGCCGGGAUGCAGAUGAAGACCUGCUGAACAUCAUGAGGAAGUGUGUCCCUCGGGACUACAAAAUUCACAGGCACUGUUUCACAAACAGUUAUCCAGUGAUCGAACCCUUCCUGACAGAGUUCCCCAACUUGUGCGUGGGGUUCACAGCCCUGAUUACCUACCCAAGAGCCACAGAGGCCCGAGAAGCUGUCCGCAAGAUCCCUCUCCACCGAAUCGUGUUGGAGACAGAUGCACCAUAUUUCCUACCAAGACAGGUUGGUAAAGACGUCUGUCAGUUUGCCCAUCCUGGCAUGGGCAUCCACACCCUGCGGGAGAUCAGCCUGCUAAAGAGAGAGAGCCUGGCCACAGUCUUCACCACCAUCCGACGCAACACUACUCAGCUCUAUGGCUUAUGAGCUUGAUGUUUAAUAUUACAUGUAUAAUUUGACAUAGGAAAGGUAAGUCUCUGUGUUCAGGGCUGGUUUGUUUGUGAAAGUUAGGCUUUUUGUUGUAAGCUUAGAUUUAUCAGCCCUCCUUAAGUGGACUUCAGAAGCAUGAAGUGGUCCGGUUGAUCUGUAUUCUUGUUUUAAAAAGUCAAAAUGUUUAGUAAUUGAUCUCACACUGGUGGGAAAAAAAUGUGAAAAACAGUGACUUGAAAGCAAAUACCUUUGUCUAAUAGAGAUUAUAUUUUAAUCUGUUUAUGUCACAUGCAGAUUAUUGUUCUUAAUUAUAAUAAUAUGAUAAACAUCUAUUUGAAUAUUUAUUUUGUUUGCUGUGUUGCGAUAAUUUGACAUCCCUUACUUGUUCUUGAUUUUUCUGGAUGUUUGUGUUUCUCAUUAUUGUGAUAUAGUUUGUUUUUUGAGACAGUGCAGAAAAUUAAAAACCUUUCAUCCUGUUUAUUCACCCACAAGGCAUUUCAUGUCCAUGUACUCAUUUGCGCACUAAUUAAAAUGACAUCUGCUCUUCCCUCACUGGA
This is a messenger RNA of Myripristis murdjan (pinecone soldierfish), 3115 nucleotides long. RefSeq names its product TatD DNase domain containing 2 (gene tatdn2). The coding region runs from base 255 to 2555 and encodes 766 amino acids. The record is from RefSeq and is a predicted model, not a curated record. Gene Ontology annotation, molecular function: hydrolase activity, acting on ester bonds. The transcript has 7 exons. Lineage: Eukaryota; Metazoa; Chordata; Actinopteri; Holocentriformes; Holocentridae.